Paraphaeosphaeria sporulosa is the source of this 1098-nucleotide messenger RNA. RefSeq names its product putative alcohol dehydrogenase. Gene Ontology annotation, biological process: D-sorbitol catabolic process. NCBI's taxonomy places the organism in Eukaryota, Fungi, Ascomycota, Dothideomycetes, Pleosporales, Didymosphaeriaceae. The transcript is spliced from 2 exons. Gene Ontology annotation, molecular function: zinc ion binding; L-iditol 2-dehydrogenase (NAD+) activity. Bases 1 to 1098 code for a protein of 365 amino acids. The record is from RefSeq and is a predicted model, not a curated record.
AUGUCCACCACUACCGAAAUAAAUCGCUCCUUCGUCCUACGCGCCGUCAAAGAUGUCGCCUUUGAGGAUCGCCCCGUCCCCAAACUUCGCGAUGAACAUGAAGUUCGCGUCCACGUCGCCCAAACCGGCAUCUGCGGCAGCGAUGUGCACUACUGGCAGCGCGGUCGCAUCGGCGACUUCGUGCUCGAAUCGCCCAUCGUCCUGGGCCACGAGUCGUCCGGCGUCGUCGUGGAAGCCGGAUCAAAAGUAACGAACCUCAAGAUCGGCGACCGCGUGGCCAUCGAGCCCGGCGUCCCCUGCAGACGAUGCGACUACUGCCGCGCAGGGUCCUACAACUUGUGCAACGAUACCAUCUUCGCGGCGACUCCACCGUGGGAUGGCACGCUGGCGAAGUAUUAUACGGUGGCCAGCGACUACUGCUACAAGAUCCCGGACACCAUGGACAUGGAAGAAGCGGCCAUGGUCGAGCCCGUCGCCGUCGCCGUCCAAAUCUGCAAAGUUGCUUCCAUCCGCGCAAACCAGACCGUCGUCGUCUUCGGCGCGGGCCCAAUCGGCGUCCUCUCGCAAGCUGUGGCCAAGGCCUCGGGCGCGAAGAAAGUCAUUGCAGUGGAUAUCUCGCAGUCACGACUCGACUUUGCGCGGAAGUACGCUGCGGACGGGACGUUUCUGCCUCCGCGGGCAGAGGAGGGCGUGGAUUCGGUCGAGCAUGCGGAGAACGUCGCGAAGAUGAUUAAGGAGGAAUUUGGGUUGGGCGAGGGCGCGGACGUGGUGCUUGAGUGUACAGGGGCCGAACCCUGCAUUCAGACUGGUAUAAACGUAGCCAUCAAGGGCGGCACUUAUGUGCAAGCUGGUAUGGGGAAGGAAAAUGUGGUGUUCCCCAUCACAACAGCCUGCAUCCGCGCGCUUACUAUCAAGGGAUCGAUACGGUAUUCAGUGGGAUGUUAUCCUGAUGCGGUGCAUCUGGUGGCGUCGGGCGCGGUCGACGUUAAGAAGCUGAUCACCAACCGGUUCAAAUUCGAGGAAGCGGAGAAGGCAUUUGAGCUUGUUAAGGCGGCGAAGGAGGGCGUGUUUAAGGUCGUUAUUGAGGGGGUGCAGUGA